This is a messenger RNA of Linum trigynum, 783 nucleotides long. NCBI's taxonomy places the organism in Eukaryota, Viridiplantae, Streptophyta, Magnoliopsida, Malpighiales, Linaceae. The record is from the annotation of a GenBank genome assembly.
CAACUCACUGAAACUUCUUCCCAUUUCUAAAACAAACACAUUCAUCAUGAGUAUGUCAGAUAGCUCAUCGUCGGGAGGAGAAGAAGAAAUCGAAGAGUACGAGAGGUUUCACCACCUACGGUUGAGUUUAAUCGGCCGGAGGCUGGCUGAAGGUUCAUCAAGUCGACGUCAAACUACAAGUCGACGUCACAUUGAUCGUGAAAGGGUCGAAUGUAAUCGCCGUCUUAUGAGGGAUUACUUUGAUCCAAAUCCAGUAUACAAUGCUCGCAUAUUUAGAAGGCGCUAUCGGAUGCAACCAAGAUUAUUCCAUCGCAUUAUGGGCGACAUUGUGAGGUUUGACCCUUCAUUUUCUCUAAGGCGUGAUAGCUUGGGUCAAUUAUCAUUAUCUCCAGAGCAGAAGCUUACUGGUGCGAUGCGCAUGCUAGCAUAUGGUUCUCCAGCUGAUCAACUUGACGAGUAUGUUCGUAUGGGUGAGAGCACUUUGAUGGAGGUCUUCAGAAAGUUCUGCAACAACAUUAUCAACAUGUAUGGGGCCACAUAUCUUCGCGCUAAGGAUCAUACUCAGUAAAGCCUCAAGACGUGGCUUUCCUGGAAUGAUUGGAUCAAUUGACUGUAUGCAUUGGGAAUGGAGGAAUUGUCCAAGUGGCUAGGCAGGACAAUACAUUGGCCACAUGCAUAGGCCAACAAUCAUUCUAGAGGCGGUGGCCUCUUACAACACAUGGAUAUGGCAUGCUUUCUUUGGGUCUCCUGGAUUGAACAACGAUAUAAAUGUUCUGGGGAUGU